Molecule: messenger RNA, 1080 nt
Organism: Metarhizium album ARSEF 1941
Lineage: Eukaryota; Fungi; Ascomycota; Sordariomycetes; Hypocreales; Clavicipitaceae
Exons: 6
Coding region: 1-1080 (359 amino acids)
Source: RefSeq, a predicted model, not a curated record
AUGUCCGAAUACAUCAGCAUAGUAUGGCACGUACGAAAGUUCAAAAGAGUCCGACCUGCCUUGUACGCCCAGAUCGCCGUGCACUCCGUCGCGACCUCGAUAUACCUUGGCGUGUCGUUCCUCCUGCAACACGGCCACAACCGCGUCUUCAUCGCCUGGUACAUCGUCUGCGCGGCCGAGACCCAUCUAAUGAGCCGGAUGAGCCUGCUGACCAUCAUCAUCCUCGGCGACGGCAUCGUCGUCCUGGCCGACAAGGUGAAGGUUGUGGUUCAACGAAGCACUAACAGCAUUCCUCACCUCGCCAUGGUCCUCUUCAUGCAGGGCUUCACCCAGUUCGUCGUCUGGUCCGAGAUUGUUAACGUCCUCAACCACAUCCACACCGACUGGAUGACCGCCGCAUUCUCCGCCGGCACCAGCGCCGCCCAUCCGUCCCUCAUCGAGACCGUCAACGCCGCACUGGACAAUAUCACCGCCGUCCCGGACUCCUCCUGGCCGCAGAUGGCUAGGUAUUUCACCACCUUUGCCGACGUGCAUCUACCCGCGGAUAACACCACCGAGCUCGUUUUCGACAUCUUCUCGGCCCUCCUCGCCACCAUGCAUAACAGCCUCUUUGCCACGUUUGACGUCCAUCUCAAGCAGGAGUCUAUCGAGGAGGGCAGGUACAGGGAUGUGACUUUUGGUACACUGGGCGGUGGGUUUGAGACGACGAUAAACAUGGACGCUUGGGACCGGUUGCGGCUCGUGUUUGUCUACGGCUACGUUGCGUCCGGGGCGUGUCUCGCCUCCAUGACCCUCCUGACGAUAGUCUCACGCAUGACGCCCUGGACGCCGUGGCCAGUCGUCCGAGCCACGGUCUACCUUUUGCUCGCGCUUGGCCUUGCGCUCCUUACUGCCGUCCGAGUGGAUGAGGACGCAACGGAUGGAUUCCUCUUCAGCCCCUGGCUGUUGCCGACAAUCUGCCUGGUGUGGCUUGUUGUGCUGCUUUUGACGCAUUCGCAUUCGGUGCCGCCGCUGUUUUUCAAACGCAGGCCCAUACUUGCCAUUCGACGGAGAAAGGAGUGUGAUGAUGCCGACUUUUAG